Messenger RNA from Solea solea (common sole), 1406 nucleotides. RefSeq names its product pleckstrin homology domain containing B1 (gene plekhb1). The coding region runs from base 389 to 946 and encodes 185 amino acids. Gene Ontology annotation, biological process: regulation of cell differentiation. NCBI's taxonomy places the organism in Eukaryota, Metazoa, Chordata, Actinopteri, Pleuronectiformes, Soleidae. The record is from RefSeq and is a predicted model, not a curated record. Gene Ontology annotation, cellular component: membrane. The transcript has 6 exons.
UUAUAACUGCCCUGUCUACUCAGGUUAAUCCUCGUUGUUAUUUCAGUGCUGGGAUUAACUUGUUCCAACAUGUUAGAGGCAUUCACUCAGAUGGAUAAGGCUCACUGGCAAGUUUUGUUUGUUUAUCAUGUAAUAACAGCAUCAAUCUGCUAUAAAAGCAGAGCUCAUGGUGCGAGGGGCGGGAAAGAGAAAACAGUCCAGAAAGUACCAGGAGGAUGACACAAGAAGAGAGGGUGUGGCCAAACACUUUCCUAAUCCAGAAUGAUCCUGUGAGUCAGCAUGGACUAAUCCAGCAGGGAAUAAAAACCAGGACAGAAGAUUCCAAAAGCGGACCCUCAGUCAUUUUAUAUUGUAAACAAACAUAUUUCUUCUGGGACAUCAUCUAAACAUGGUGCUGCUGAGGUCAGGAUGGCUGUGGAGACAAACUUCUGUCCUGAAACGCUGGAAGCUGAACUGGUGUGACCUUUGGAUCGAUGGAAGCCUCUGCUUCUACAAGAGCGACAGCAGGCGGGAGCUGGAGCAUCGGGUCAGCCUCAAGACGGCAUGUGUGGACGUGCGGUCCGGCCUGGAGUGUGGAGAUGUGACUCCACCGGAGAGCAAUCCCAGGGAAAAUCUCCUCGUGGUUCAGCUGAGAGACGGCUCGACAGCCAACCUGUGUGCCAACAGCGAAGACGACUGUUUAGCAUGGAAACUGACUCUGCUGGAAACCAGGAGAAACCCGGUAUUCACGUAUGACCCGUACGAUGACUCCUACCAGGCUGUCCCCAUCAACAGAUAUCACACCGUCUACAUCACACCCGGAGCAGGACCAGGCGAUCAUCACGUGGUUGUGCAGAGGGACCCGUUUGAUAACGUGAUGGAGCAUCUCGCACUGGGAUUACUGGGAGGCAUGGCAGCAGGUGCAGCCAUGCGGUCCUUCCUCUGGAUGCCCGUGUUUUUCUGCUGAGGCGAUCUCUGAUUUUCUGACACGAGCAAUAGCACAAAGGAUUUUUCCUUCAUCUUUUAAAUCCUCUGUAAAAUCUCAAGUGCAAGUUUAACAGAUAAAGUAGAAGAGGAUAAAAUGCUUGUUUUUGCUUGUAUACACAGCAUAUUUAUACUUUUACUUGUGAACCUUUGCAAAAGAGGAAGUCAGUGUUGUAUUUAUCGGUUUUGUCUGAAUUUUAAACGUUGCAAACUAAAGAAAACAUGUCAUUUGUCAGGUGCUCGACUGAGAAAAUAAGCUGUGUUAAGUUACAGCUGUUGAUCAAGUGCUGUAUGCUUAGUUUCUUGCAAGAAUAUAUUAUAAAUACCUGUCUUGAAUCUUUUGCUUUGCUAAAGCAAUCAAAGCUAAGUAAUGACAACUCCAGAAAAAAAAGCUAAUUAGGUUUCAAAUUUUCUUUUUUAGUCUAAUGACUAGUAAAGACAGG